GUCACAUUAGGCAGUUUCUAAUUGCUCACGACACCUUUCCAUUUACUCACAUCCGCCAGUUUCCUAUUUAUGGGGUUCGUCUGUCAUCCAUCGUAGUAAGCCAGCAGUCAAAGUGUCAAACACACACUCUCCUCAGAAGCGAUCGAGGUUGCUUCGGCCGCUCCGCAUCUGGCCCUAGCAUCUCAGUCCUUCUCCGAUCCCGACCUCCACCACAGAACCUAAUUCUCCCCACGGCCGAUCUCUGCCAAACGGAUGGAGGCCGGCGGUAGUAGUAGGAGUACGGCUACCCGGAAGAGGAAGUCAGCCGCACUCGAGGUCGAUUGCUAUCGGCCUCUGGCGGCACCGCCCGAUCCCGGAGCGGCUGAACACGAUGGGUGCGGAGAUGGACGAGAUCUCCACCACAUGAGAAACCUCGGCGACCUCCCCGACGACAUGCUCCUUAAGAUAAUUUCGCUCCUCCCCAUCAAGCAAGGCUGCCGCACGCAGAUCCUCGCGAGACGCUGGCGUCCCCUUUGGCGCUCUCUUCCUCUCAACAUCGACUGCGCUGAUAUCGUCCAUUCUAAUGAUGGUAAACUCGGUGAUGUCUUACAACGCAUAAUUUCCUCCCACCAAGGCGUCUGCCACCGCUUCUCCAUUCGCCCAGAAUUGUCCACCGACAUGGACAACGAUGCUGCCGUCGACGCCUGUCUCCUGUCCUCCACUCUGGAUAAACUCAAGGAGCUUGAGUUCUACCGUCGGCGCUGGCACAACUGGCAGCCGAUGCCGGUGCCGGCAUUAAUCUUCCGCUUCUCGCCCACCCUCUGUGUUGCCAAAUUCGGACAUUUCACACUCACGGACGACGCACUUCAGGGGAUUCAAUUCCCCCAGCUUAAGAAGCUCGUUCUUCAUUAUGUCUACCUCUCGGACUUCUCACUCAACAGCAUGGUUGCCCGCAGCCCUUCUCUCGAGUUCUUGCUAAUUAUUCGGUGCACUGGAGCCCGUCGCCUCCGGACCAAUUCGUUUACCCUUAGAACCAUUGCAGUUGAUAAUCAUUCGCCAGAUCCAUCCAUAGAGGAACUCGUUAUCGAGAGUGCCUCUCAUCUUCAAACAUUAAUCCAUCUUGAACACAACCAUGAUUUGCAUAUAGCCACGCUUUCCGUGCCUAAGUUGGAGACCCUAGGUUGUACCAACUCCAUGAGGCUCGUGCUUGGUUCCACAGAUAUUCGUCAUCAUCCGGGACCGCGCAUUCGUGGCCUUGCAACUGUGGCGUGCAAAAUCAAGUGUUUGGUUCUUGGUAUGGCUACUCUUAAUUUGGACAUGGUUAUUGAAUUGUUGACAACCUUCCCGUGCUUGGAGAAGUUGUACAUUCAGUGCCAGAAAUCAUGGAAAAACAAUUUGUGGCGUCGUAAAUACCGGGGUCUCAUUACCAGCACAUGUUUUGACAUCCAUGUGAAAACAAUAGUAUUGGAUUAUUAUCGGGGCAGAAAAUCUGACAUUGAUUUUGUUACUUUUUUCGUACUCAAUGCUAGAGUGCUAGAAAAGAUGAAACUUUUAGUAAAGACGAACGAUGAUAAGUUCUUGGCAAUACAUCGUCAUAGGCUUCAACUAGAGAACAUGGCUUCACAUGGUGCACAUAUUAACUUUCGACUCAAGGCUUCAGAUGUGUGUAUCAGUAACAUUUACAAUUUAUGUAUACAGGAAAAUAUUUUAAAUUUGUAGCAGUUUACAUGCAAUUGUAAAACACUUGUUCUACUAGAAAUAUAA
Messenger RNA from Hordeum vulgare subsp. vulgare (domesticated barley), 1743 nucleotides. RefSeq names its product putative FBD-associated F-box protein At5g56440. The record is from RefSeq and is a predicted model, not a curated record. The transcript is spliced from 3 exons. Lineage: Eukaryota; Viridiplantae; Streptophyta; Magnoliopsida; Poales; Poaceae. The coding region runs from base 253 to 1698 and encodes 481 amino acids. Gene Ontology annotation, molecular function: protein binding.